AUGGCUGUCUUCUCCAUGAUCUCUAACGAGCGCCCCAUGCUCUACGGCCGCUCUGGCUACAACUCCAAGCCCAACGGUGGCGAUGACGACGACAAGAACCAGGGCCGCUCUGGAUACAACUCCAAGCCCAACGGUGAUGACGACGACAAGAACCAGGGUCGCUCCGGCUACAACUCAAAGCCUGACGACGACGACAAGGACAACAAGAGGUCGCUGAACUUCGCUUAA
Molecule: messenger RNA, 228 nt
Organism: Diaporthe citri
Lineage: Eukaryota; Fungi; Ascomycota; Sordariomycetes; Diaporthales; Diaporthaceae
Exons: 1
Coding region: 1-228 (75 amino acids)
Source: RefSeq, a predicted model, not a curated record